AUGGCGCACAUGGACCAUGUCACAUCCACCUCGAUCAUGCGCACUGAUGGCGUUUUCAUUGGAGAGGGGACAGAUAUCCUGGCUAGCGGACAUGCAAUCGGGAGAAAGCCCAGCGAAGCAUUGCACGGCUGGGCUAAGCACCAACAAGGCCAGAUCAAGGAAUAUCCUUUAGGGAUCGGCAGCUAG
Cladophialophora immunda is the source of this 186-nucleotide messenger RNA. RefSeq lists its product as uncharacterized. Lineage: Eukaryota; Fungi; Ascomycota; Eurotiomycetes; Chaetothyriales; Herpotrichiellaceae. The transcript has a single exon. The coding region runs from base 1 to 186 and encodes 61 amino acids. The record is from RefSeq and is a predicted model, not a curated record.